Mytilus trossulus (common blue mussel) is the source of this 520-nucleotide messenger RNA. RefSeq lists its product as uncharacterized. The record is from RefSeq and is a predicted model, not a curated record. Bases 137 to 520 code for a protein of 127 amino acids. The transcript is spliced from 4 exons. NCBI's taxonomy places the organism in Eukaryota, Metazoa, Mollusca, Bivalvia, Mytilida, Mytilidae.
UAUUUAUUUAUAGUUUCAAAAUACCAAUCGAUCUUAUGUAAGAUACACGUCUAUUUGAUUAUCUGAUCUUAUUUUUAGACCUUCACAGUUGACCUACUGGUCGUAUAAACAUUUCGGAAACCUUUUAAUUUUGACAAUGGCCGAAGGGGCAGAAACUGCAAAAAGGAUCGCUGUUGUGGCGAUGGAUGGAAGUAAACAUUCAGAUAUAGCCUUAAAUUUUUAUGUGCAAAAUGUUUAUAAAGAAAAUGAUGAGGUCAUAGCGAUGUACUGUGUUCAUCAUAAAGCACAACACAAAUACGAGUCUAAGUGGAUGCCGGUUGACCCUAAUAUUAUUGUCCAUAAAUACCACGAAGAAACAGCCAAAGGAGAAGCAAGAAGUUGGUGGGAAGGUUAUGCAAUUGGAAGGAGGGGAUCCUGGUCACACCAUAAUGAACAAAAUCGAAGAACUCGGAGCCAGUCUGGUUGUUGUCGGUUCCCGAGGUCACGGCACCCUCAGGCGGAAGAUUUUGGGAAGUGUUAG